CAUCCGGUCCCGAAUCGACCGUCAGCCCGUCACCUACUGCUCCGGCGAUUCUCGCCGCCGGCCGUCCCGAUGCCUCCUCCACCGCGCCGGCGCCCGGCCGGCGACCCCAGCCCGAACCUUCCUCCCACCGCCUCCCACUCCGGCAUGGUCAAGCUCCUCGCCGACCUCCUCCACCACACCCCGCCCUCCGCCUGGCCGCCGGCGCUCGCCUCGCCGCCGCUCCGGAAUCGCAUCUCCCCUUCCCACGUCUCCUCGCUCCUGCUCCUCCCGGCCUCUCUCUCCCGCCCCGGCCUCUCCCGCCGCUUCCUCCUCCUCCUGCCCCCCAGCAUCGUCUCCCCGCUCUGCCUCUCACUCCUCGCCCUCUCCUUUCUCUCCUCCACCUCGCCGCCGUCCUCCUCCUCUUCCUCGCCGCACGCCGCCUCGCUCCUGCUCUCCCUCGCGUCUUCCUCCCUGUCCGCGUCGUCCUCCUUCUCGUCCCUCUCCCACGCCUCAUCCCUCUCCGCGUUCCCUCCCUCCGCCACCGCCGCCGCCGGCACGCUCCUCGCCUCAUCCUACCUCCGCCUCCGCCGCGCCCGCGACGCCGCCGCCGUGCUCCACCUCUCCCUGUCCGCCGGCAUUGCUCCCGACCAACACACUGCUUCCCAGAUACUCUUCUCCCUCGUCAAGAUCCGCCAGUUCGCCCUUGCCCGUCACCUGUUCGAUGGAAUGCUUCAUUCUGGUGUUCUCCUGGACGAGUACGUUUACACGGCCGGGAUCAGGGCUUACUGCGAGGUCAGGAAUCUCGACGGCGCCAAGGGGCUCGUGGCAAGGAUGCAGGAUGAGGGGGACAAGGUCAGCGCGGUGCCGUACAAUGUGUUGAUUUAUGGAUUGUGCAAGAAUCAGCGCGUUCGAGAGGCAGUGGAUGUAAAGAACAGCAUGCUGGCAAGGGGAGUUGCAGCUGACGAAGUGACUUGCCGUACGCUGGUGUAUGGGUUUUGUAGGACGGAGGAGCUGGACAUGGCAUUGGAAAUGACAGGUGACAUGGCUAGGCUGGGGUUUGUGCCAUCAGAGGCCAAUUGCUCGUUUAUGCUUGACGGGCUACGGAAGAAAGGGAGGGUUGAGGAGGCUUUCAGGUUAGCUUGUCAGUUGGGUGAGCUGCGCAUGGUGCCGAACAUAUUUGCAUAUAAUGCGUUACUAAAUAAUAUGUGCAAGAACGGAAUGUUUAGUGAGGCAGACAGGCUCGUAAAUGAGAUGUCCGACAAGGGUCUGGAGCCAAACGAGGUGACUUAUGCUAUAUUAAUACACUCCCUUUGCAAAAGGGGGAUGAUGGAUGAUGCACUUUGUAUGCUUGAUAGGAUGAGGGAGAAGGGAGUCAGGAUGACAGUUUAUCCAUACAAUUCCUUAAUUAAUUGUUGCUGCAAAAAGGAUGAUUUAGACAUGGCAAUGGGUUUUCUGAGCGAGAUGGUUGAGAUUGGGCUAACACCAAAUGCUGCUUCGUAUUCUCCCGUCAUAGCAGGUUUAUGUAGGAAAGGGGAUCUGUCUGGUGCUGUGGAGCUCCACAGGAAGAUGGCUGAGAAGGGUGUUGCAUGGAAUACUUAUACAUUCACGGCCCUUAUCAAUGGUUUCUGCAAGGCGAAAAAGAUGGAUGAAGCUUCUAGGUUGUUUAAUAAGAUGACUGAGAGUAACCUAGAACCAAAUGAAGUAACUUUUAAUGCCGUGAUAGAAGGAUAUUGCCUGGUAGGCGAUAUUAGGAAGGCAUUCCAGUUAUAUGAUCAAAUGAUGUGUAGGGGCCUCACACCUGAUAAUUACACUUAUAGGUCAUUGAUAAGUGGAUUAUGCUUGACUGAUGGAGCCUCCAAAGCAAAGGAAUUCGUUGCUGAUCUAGAAAACAACUGUUCUGUAUUAAACAAAUUUAGCCUAACAGCACUUCUGCAUGGAUUCUGCAGAGAAGGAAGGUUGACCGAAGCAUACCAUGUUUGGAAUGAGAUGGCAAUGUGGGGAGGCAAGCUUGAUCUUAUCAGCUUUACCAUUAUUGUGUAUGCAGCUCUGAAACAGCAUGACAGCGAAAAAUCAUGCGUGUUAUUCAGGGAGAUGAAAGAAAAAGGUGUCAGGCCAGACAAUGUGUUCCAUACAUGCAUGAUCAACAUGUACUCAAAAGAAGGAAAUAUGGUUCAAGCAUUAAAUUGUUGGGAUGAGAUGAUCGCAGAUGGGCACUUGCCAAAUACCGUCACAUAUACGGCUUUAGUCAAUAAUCUCUGCAAGUCAUGGCAUUUGAGCAGCGCAGAGCUCCUUUGUAAAGAAAUGUUAGCCAGUCACUUUCUUCCUAACAGUUAUACUUUUAACUGUUUUCUUGAUUAUUUUGCAACUGAAGGGAACCUGGAAACGGCUAAAGAUCUCUAUUUUGCCAUGCUUCAAGGAUUUCUUGCUAACAUAGUGUCUGUUAACACGUUGAUCAAGGGGUUCUGCAAGGUUGGGCAGAUUCAAGAGGCAAUUGACCUUAUUAGUAGGAGUACUGAAAAUGGUUUUUUUCCUGAUUGCAUCAGCUAUUCUACAGUAAUACAUGAGCUCUGCAAGAAGGGUGAUAUAAAUGAAGCGAUUGAGCUUUGGAAUGAAAUGCUGUACAAGGGAGUGAAACCUGAUAUUGUAGCAUACAAUAUUUUGAUACGGUGGUGCAAUAUCCAUGGUGAAUCUGAUAAGUGUUUAGGAAUAUACAUUGAUAUGGUUAAGAAAGGGGUGCAACCGAAUUGGCACACACAUAGAGCUCUUUUUGUAGGAACCUCUCUGAUGAGCAAGGGAAAUACUUUGAUGCUGAUCCCUGAUGUUUAGUGCAACCGUUUUAUUGCUAUUCUUGACUCAAGUAGGCUGACUUCUCGCAUUGAGGAUGGCGAUGGCACCAUGGAUUGUUCCUUGAGCAGUUGCUGCAUGUACAACCUGGGGCUGUCAAAAAUAUAAAGUGCUUCUUUCAGUGGUAGAGCAUACCUGACGGAUGUGGCCACGAGCACAUCAGCGGAAUUGACAGAAUCUCGCGGCUUCGAGUUCUGGGUGAUGUAUCUGGACCAUGCAGGACAUAUGCAUUGUUCAUCUUUUUCAGACAUCAGCACGUUAUCCAACUGUGGCUGAUGAACUUGGAUAUGUCCCAGUAUAUGCUGCUUCUCACAUCUAAGCUCGGUGCUUGGUGUUUGUUGAUUGUGGUCUGUGCAGCAAGACCGCCCUAAUUUCUGAUACAUCGGUGUGGUCCUCGUACACAUGCCAAUUUGCUGGUUUCCGUCAAUUGUAUUAUUUAUUCGUCACGGAAGAACUGGGCAAGGUCUCUUGUUUCUCGAAACUAUGCAGGAACUCUGCUGGAAGCCACGGCAAUACAAUCCUGUUAACUGUAAUAUUUUUGCGCUCAGCCGCUGUUCAGAGGGGAACAAGUUCCAGCACAUAUUUAGUGUCAGUCCUGUGAAGUUCCCCUCGUCUGCUGAGACCCUGCGCAGUUGGUUUGAUGUACAGCAGAUCCAUUACCUGCACAAACUGUACCGUACCUCCGUGUAUAGAAAGAAGGAAAGCAAGAGAUGGCCAUUCAUAUGCUUCAACAGUCUAACCCUGAGAAGCAUGGUUGGUUCCAUUUGAUUUUCUUGGUAUCAGGCCAUCGACAGCGUCGAGCAAUCAUUCUGUAGUCGUUCGGGAGGCAGACAAUGUCUCCUUUAAUAUGUGCUGCCAGCAGUUUGGGAUCAUGGGAUGUACUGUCAGCGAUGAGCUGAUGAUAGUUGCCUGAUGGCCUGAAUAUAUACUUCAAGAAUAUAGUACAUCAAACUGAAUACGUUUUUGGCCAUCUCUGGUGUAUUAUACUAUCUCAGGAUUUAUUUUUUUCUUGGUCUCUUAGAGAA
Messenger RNA from Brachypodium distachyon (stiff brome), 3848 nucleotides. Its product is annotated as putative pentatricopeptide repeat-containing protein At5g59900. The transcript has 4 exons. Bases 70 to 2805 code for a protein of 911 amino acids. The record is from RefSeq and is a predicted model, not a curated record. Gene Ontology annotation, molecular function: protein binding. NCBI's taxonomy places the organism in Eukaryota, Viridiplantae, Streptophyta, Magnoliopsida, Poales, Poaceae.